Molecule: messenger RNA, 1835 nt
Organism: Brienomyrus brachyistius
Lineage: Eukaryota; Metazoa; Chordata; Actinopteri; Osteoglossiformes; Mormyridae
Exons: 2
Coding region: 568-1206 (212 amino acids)
Source: RefSeq, a predicted model, not a curated record
CCCCAUUCCUAAUAAGAGUAACAAUGUCUAUCAUAGCGAUCCUGCAACAUGCAGCUUAAUUAACAUUGAAUAUGUCUCCUUGCUGGCCUGGUUUGCCUGCUCCAAGCCCCCGGUGGUUUAUAUCCUCGGAAAGCAGAAGAAUAGACCUGUAUUUUCUCUGAUCAUGCACCAGGGUGAGAAGGUGUCCACAAACUGGGUCUUUUCUCUGGCCAGCUUCCCUACAUGAAUGACAUGUGGUUAAAAAAAAAAAGAAAAACUGAAUUUGCCAUCGUCAUGCUGCAGGUGCUCGUCCAGGAAGGCGCCCUGCAUAACACACUGCAGCACUCUCAGUCAAAUGCUGGCUAUAUAUAGAAAAUCAUAUAUAAUGUCAAGAAAGGUGAGUUAUAUUUACAAGUGGCUGUAAUUCACAGACCAAUUGGAACACUCGAUGUUAGCCUGGAUCAAUGUAUCUCUAUGGUGAUGGUCACCAUGGAGAAUGUGUCCACGAACUGAAGCUUGAGUAGGUCGGUCAUUGUUUACAGCAAUAUAAGGAGGCAACAGAAUUUCCACCAGAACAACCUUGAUGUUAUGAUCUCCUCUGUAAUGAGGCAUCCUGUCAUGACCAUGAUCUCCUCUAAGGUGAGGGAUCCUGUCAUGUCCAUGAUCUCCUCUGUAAUGAGGCAUCCUGUCAUGACCAUGAUCUCCUCUGUGGUGAGGGAUCCUGUCAUGACCAUGAUCUCCUCUGUGGUGAGGGAUCCUGUCAUGUCCAUGAUCUCCUCUGUAAUGAGGCAUCCUGUCAUGACCAUGAUCUCCUCUAUGGUGAGGGAUCCUGUCAUGACCAUGAUCUCCUCUAAGGUGAGGGAUCCUGUCAUGACCAUGAUCUCCUUUAUGGUGAGAGAUUCUGUCAUGACCAUGAUCUCCUCUGUAAUGAGGCAUCCUGUCAUGACCAUGAUCUCCUCUAAGGUGAGGGAUCCUGUCAUGACCAUGAUCUCCUUUAUGGUGAGAGAUUCUGUCAUGACCAUGAUCUCCUCUGUGGUGAGGGAUCCUGUCAUGACCAUGAUCUCCUCUGUGGUGAGGGAUCCUGUCAUGACCAUGAUCUCCUCUGUGGUGAGGGAUCCUGUCAUGACCAUGAUCUCCUCUGUAGUGAGAGAUCAUGCUAAGUCCAUAACCUCUUUUUUAUGCUUUGCCCAUAUGGUUCUGUUAAUCUUUCUUGAUCAGCUUUCAUGAACCCAGUUACCACCACUUCACACUAAAGGGCUUUGAUUUCAGACCCUGUCAUUGUCAUUUUUCUUAUGUUUCACUUUUGGCCUUCAUUUGAUCUUAAUGUCAAGUGAAUGUUGUGUUAAGUCCCCAACCCGUGUGAGUCUGUCCACCCCUGAUCUUCAGCAAUGGACAUAAUGACUGUGUUCAUGUCUGGAAGAAUGCUGUGUGUGUCAAUACGGUACAACUAAACAAAGCUGCAGUGUUUGACAGAGAAGCUCUUAAGGUUGUUCAGCUCUGGGGGCAGACGGCUGUCGCAGCCCCACCCCUCUGGUGGGACAGUCUAUGCCAAGGAAUCCCAGAGCUGGGCUUACUGUGACACCCUGCAAUUGCUUUACUGGCCUCCCACUGGGGGGUGAGCCUCCAUUCACUGUCCUGGCUGUCUGGGGGGUGGAAUUACAGGCUGCACACUGCUGAUCAGCCUGUGCUAAAAUCACUGGGUGGGGGGGGGGCAGGCAUACGUCAGGGUCUGGGGAGCAUCUCACAUAGAGCUUAGCAUGUAGCACAUAGCAUAUAGUGUGUAGCAGACACAGGACAUCGGCCCCCUGGGUCACAUGACAGCAACUGUUGGCCUGUUGCCCUCAUCUCUCUCUCCC